This is a messenger RNA of Rhododendron vialii, 2300 nucleotides long. Its product is annotated as probable E3 ubiquitin-protein ligase ARI7. The transcript has a single exon. Lineage: Eukaryota; Viridiplantae; Streptophyta; Magnoliopsida; Ericales; Ericaceae. The record is from RefSeq and is a predicted model, not a curated record. Gene Ontology annotation, biological process: protein polyubiquitination; ubiquitin-dependent protein catabolic process; positive regulation of proteasomal ubiquitin-dependent protein catabolic process. Gene Ontology annotation, molecular function: ubiquitin conjugating enzyme binding; ubiquitin protein ligase activity; zinc ion binding. The coding region runs from base 17 to 1654 and encodes 545 amino acids. Gene Ontology annotation, cellular component: ubiquitin ligase complex; cytoplasm.
GUUUUUUGGGGGCUCUAUGGAUUCGGAGGACGACGUGCACGAUGCGAACGACGACUACUACAGCGGCGACGACUACUGCAGCGGCAACACGACCGAGUACAGCGAUGAAGACGGCGGUGGUGAUGACGAUGGGGAUUACGGUUUUGAUCACAUCGAAGACUCGAACGAGAGCAACCGCCAACCAAAUUAUAUUGCCUUGAAAGAAGCAGAUAUACGCCAGCAUCAAGAGAAUGAAAUCACAACACUUUCAACAGUCCUUUCCGUAUCGAGAGCAGAUGCGAGCAUUCUACUCCGUCACCAUCGUUGGAGUGUGAUUAAUGUGCAUGAAGUAUGGUAUGCGGAUGAAUAUGGAGUCCGUAAGGCCGUCGGCUUGUUGGAAAGUCCAGUUGUCCAAUUUCCGAAUGCUCAAGAACCGACGUGUGGAAUUUGUUUUGAAUCCUCUCCUCUUGAUGGGAUCAGCUCGGCUGCGUGUGGUCAUCCUUUCUGUGACGAAUGUUGGAGGGCUUACAUGAGCACAUCCAUCAAUGGUGGCCCUGGAUGUUUGAUGUUGAGAUGCCCCGAUCCAUCUUGCGGUGCUGCUAUCGGCCAAGAUAUGAUCAAUCGGUUGGUAUCUGAGGAAGAUAAGGAGAGAUAUGCUCGUUACCUUCUUCGUUCAUAUAUCGAAGAUAAUCCCAAGACCAAGUGGUGUCCUGCCCCGGGCUGUGAGUAUGCUGUUGAAUUUGUUGUUGGUAACGAAAACUGCGAUGUUUCCUGCCUAUGCUCCCAUGGCUUUUGUUGGAAUUGUACAGAAGAAGCUCAUCGUCCUGUGGACUGUGGCACUGUGGCCAAGUGGAUCAUGAAAAACAACGCAGAAUCGGAAAACACGGAAUGGUUACUAGCUAAUUCCAAGCCUUGUCCGAAGUGUAAGAGACCGAUUGAGAAAAACCACGGUUGUAUGCACAUGACAUGCACAUACCCUUGCAAGUUUGGGUUCUGCUGGCUAUGCCUUGGUGCAUGGUCGGAUCAUGGUCAGAGGACGGGCGGUUUCUAUGCAUGUAACCGGUAUGAGGCAGCCAAGCAAGAGGGAGCGUAUGAUGAAGCUGAGAGAAGGAGAGAGAUGGCCAAGAUGUCUGUAGAGAGAUACACUCAUUAUUAUGAACGGUGGGCAACCAAUAACUCGUCGAGAAAAAAGGCCAUUGCGGAUUUACAUCAAAUGCAAACCGUGAAUCUCAAGAAGCUUAGCGCCAAACAAUGCCAACCUGAAACGAAACUCGAGUUCAUCACAGAAGCCUGGCUGCAGAUAGUUGAAUGCCGGCGAGUGUUGAAAUGGACCUAUGCCUAUGGAUACUACCUACCUGAGCCUGAGCUUGCGAAGAGGCAACUUUUUGAAUAUUUGCAAGGCGAGGCCGAGGCUGGUUUAGAAAGGCUUCAUCAAUGUGCCGAGAAGGAUCUACAAGCUUACCUUGGUUCUGAACCGCCUCCAACUGAUUUUAAUGAUUUCCGCCAAAAAUUGGCUGGACUGACUAGUGUCACUCGGACUUACUUUGAGAACUUGGUUAGAGCAUUAGAGAAUGGUCUAUCGGAUGUGGCCGGUAGCAAGACAGCAACCGCGAAAAUUGGGCCGGCCGAAAAGGGUAAAGGCGGAAGAGGAUGUUCGGACUAUCAUGGCUCUUAGACAUGCGAUCAGUGCACUUAUUUCAACACCAUAUCUUUGCCCACAUGCGAGAUGUGCCGCCUGCCCCGACAUAACGCAUGAUUACCCCUAGUGUCACUCGGGCUUCCUUUGAGAACUUGGUUAGUUGUUUUUUUGUUUGUUAAUAACAACACCUAGAUAUAUAUUGUUUUUUAUAUUUGAUGUUAUUUAGACAUGGUUUAAAAAUGUAUUCGUUUUGGAUUCCAAACCCAAUCUCUCUCUCUCUCCUUGUGCGCGGUCUUUCAUAAUUUUUUUGUUCAAUUAUUAAUCUCAUAUAUCUUUCUAUCUCUCUCCAAUUGUUAUCCAAGAAACCUCCAUCAAAAUCUAAACCAAACAAACCAUUUGACACCGGAGUUCCCAAAAUUUGAAUUCCAAAAUAAAUCAAGUUUCUGCCAGCAAGAUGUCUUUUGAGCUUCUUAAAAAAAUUUGUUAAGUCCUUUUAAAGUUUGUAAGUGUUUUUUUUAAGUUUCAAGAGUCAAACACAUCUUUCAACUAGUCUGUGGUCAAGUCUUUUUAAUUUUUGUAUUGGAAAUCUAAGUUUAUUUUUCCUAUGUUGGAGGGAUGUUCCAACAAGUCCUAUUUAUAUUCUUUCCUAUGAAUGAAAUCAUUAGAGUGUGUUGAAUUAAAA